Solenopsis invicta (red fire ant) is the source of this 727-nucleotide messenger RNA. RefSeq names its product ejaculatory bulb-specific protein 3 (gene EbpIII). Lineage: Eukaryota; Metazoa; Arthropoda; Insecta; Hymenoptera; Formicidae. Bases 129 to 506 code for a protein of 125 amino acids. The record is from RefSeq and is a predicted model, not a curated record. The transcript is spliced from 4 exons.
AUUCGACGAGGGAGAAGGGAGGGCCGUAAGGCCGAUUCUACGAAUUUGGGGUCCAGUUAAACGGGGGCCGACUAUAAAAUAGCUAACCGGCGCCGUCGCCGGCAUCAGUAGUAUAACUCUGCUCGAACAUGAAGGUUCUGGCGUUAUUUCUUCUCGUGGUAGCGAUAGCUUUGGCGGAGGAGAAGUAUUCAACAAAGUAUGACAAUAUCGACUUGGACACAAUUUUGAAAAGCGACCGUUUGCUCAAAAACUAUGUAAAUUGCCUGCUGGACAAGGGAAAUUGCACGCCCGAUGGCAAAGAACUAAGAGAGACUCUUCCGGACGCACUGAUGACCGAGUGUAAAAAAUGUAGCGAGAAGCAAAAGGAGGGCACCGAGAAGGUCAUCCGGUAUCUAGUCAACAAGAAACCGGAAACUUGGGAGCAACUUAAGAAGAAGUAUGAUCCCAAUGGCCAAUACACUGCCAAGUAUUUAGACGAAGCGCACAAGCAGGGAAUAAAUGUGUGAAUAAUUUAGAUUCUCAUCUCGCCGAGUAGAGAACGCCGAGAAAUCUGUCCUCUCUUCUUCCCGCACAACAGGCCCGAAUUAAAUAAAUCCGUUAGUUCGAUGUCACGUAUAAUUCUUUCUCAACAAAAAUUCAGGAGAGAACCGUUACAAGGAAACGCACGUUACCAGAUGUUACUGUGAAUAAUAAAAGAUAAUAAAUAAUAAAGAUAAGUAUAAAAGGA